ACUUUUUCCUCUGUCGACGGCCGUCGUCAUGUCCAACAACAAUGCCAGCAACAACUUGAUUAUCGCCCAGAGGGCCGUGAAGCAGCUCCGGUUAGAGGCCAGUAUCCGGAGGAUCAAGGUGUCCCAGGCGGCUGCUGAGCUGAGAAACUUCUGUCUGCAAAAUGCCUCUAAGGACCCUCUCCUGGUCGGGGUCCCCUCCAGUGAUAAUCCCUUCAGACCCCCCAAGUCCUGCUCCUUGUUCUGAGAAAGAAACCUGGAGGACUUCUGAAGGCUUUCUUCAAUUGUCCUUGAUGUCUCUGUAGAUCUACCAGCUCUUCUUUGGAUUAUGCAAAAUGGGAAUGAUUUUUUUUGGGGGGGGGGGGGGGCUGGGCUGGGCUAGGCUACCAUUUGUUUGCUAAAAAAUAAUGGUAUCAUAACUCACAUCUUUUACAUUCAAGCAGGGCCAAACUCUACAUGUUCAUAAAAAUUGUUUUGACACUAGCCUGACUAAUGAUUAAGCUGUUCUUGGUUUCCCUAGUGUUUAACAUGUCCGGUCUCAAUUUACUGGCUUAACACUGUCUGUCUCCAGUCAGUCAGAUGCAGCCCAUGUGAUUGGCUACUGAAAGUACCACUUCCUAUUGUAUUUUGUGUAGUAGGUGGAGAUACAAUCAAAUAUUAAUUUAAACCAAGUGCUGUUCAAGAAUGAGAAAAUGUGUUAUAUAUAUUUACACUGUGUUUCAUAUCGUGUCUUUAGAAAACACUAACUGUGUAUGUGGCCAACAGACAUACUGAUAGCUUCUGAGCUAAAAUGAUUGGUGUCUUAAACUACUCAUAUAUUUGUAGCAAUAGUGAAGGUGUUACUACUAUUGUGAGGUACAACAACAUGGUACAGAGUUUUAACCAUUUCAGUGCAGGGCAUGUGAUUGUCGAUUAACUGUUCAGCCCGUCCUUUUUCUGUAUAUAACAGCCUAUUAAGAUUGCUUUUAUCAACCUAUACCUGUUCCUGUCUUUAAUUUUAAAAAACAUGUCAAUGCCUUACACUUGUUUGAAUAGUGAAACCUGGUAGAAAGUUUAAUGUAUAUCACUUUAGUGCACAAAUGUUAAUAUCUAUUCAGAACUUCCAAAUAUAGAUUGUAUUUAAUGAAUCAUGCUGCAGUGACUUGUUAUAUUAAUUGACUUCCAAUCAACCAAAACUUUUACUACUGUUAAACUUUAUCUUUCUCAACUUUGCUACUGUGGGCGACCUUUUAGAAAUUAAAUUACUUUUUUGGACACUGA
Xiphias gladius (swordfish) is the source of this 1257-nucleotide messenger RNA. RefSeq lists its product as uncharacterized. Lineage: Eukaryota; Metazoa; Chordata; Actinopteri; Istiophoriformes; Xiphiidae. Gene Ontology annotation, cellular component: heterotrimeric G-protein complex. Bases 29 to 244 code for a protein of 71 amino acids. Gene Ontology annotation, molecular function: G-protein beta-subunit binding. Gene Ontology annotation, biological process: G protein-coupled receptor signaling pathway. The transcript is spliced from 3 exons. The record is from RefSeq and is a predicted model, not a curated record.